UCCGCCUCACCCAUCUGCGUAUCCACAUGGACGAGUUUCAGUUUCCAGGGGAACGGAUCCUAUUUUCCUCUUCUGUCAAUCCACAGCAAGCAACAAUCUGGAUGUUUGUCGAGUAACGCAGGUCAUCGGUGGCUGGCCUUCCCGCCUUGGCAACCCAUGUGCCAAUCCGCCGUCUACCAGAUGUCCGGGGCAAGCACAAAGUAUGUACCUGCACGGAGAUGGGGGUGCAAGAAUCGAGUAGGAGACGUUCGAACCAGAGCCAUUUUCCUUGACUCGGCGCGGUGUUUAGUCGGGCGCCAGGGCGAAGUUUCUUAUUUAAACACAGCAAGAGGAAAAGCUGGCAGGACGGUUGCAUCAUAGGCACCUCGACGUCUGGAUAGCAGGCGUGGGUGGGAUCGGGGGAUGUUACUAAGAUUAACUAGCAUCCGUCUUCCUUGCCAUCAACUCUCCCUCAACCAACGCAACCCUCGACCCUCUUGUCCCGGAGUUUGACGUGCUGCACCACCACACACGCUUGCAUAUACAUUCGCCAUUUUUUGCUGUUUGCGCCCAAACAAACCAUCGUCGCUCCUCCCUCGGGCCUCGUCUUACUCUCACUCUCCCUCUCCCUCCCACGCGCGGUGUGGCGUUCGACAGCCACCUUCUGAUCUGAGCGCUCGCAACGCACCCCGCCAACCCGCUGCCAGGAUAGCCCUCACUCAACCGAGUGCGACACGGCGGCUUGCUUCUCAUCUUGCCUUGAUACCAUCAUCCAUCUUGAUUCCCCCCCUCGCCUCUUGUCCCUCCCUCCCGCCUCCCUGCCGUUCGCACAAGAGACGAAAGAAAGUAAAGGAAAAAAUUGCUACAGAAUAAAGCCCCGAGGACCAGCCAGCCACCCCAUGAACCCCUCGCGCUGAAGCGCCUGACCGACCCGCCCCGACCGCAUUGUCUCGUCACUCUCUGCUCUCCCCGGCAAGCCCCUCCCGCCUUGUUGUGCUCUAUACAGUGCAGUGUGGCCAGUGUGUGUUGUGCUCCGCCCGCUCUGCUCUGCUCUGCUCUGCUCUGCUCUUCUGCGCCCCUCCCUCUGCCCUCCUCUGCCCGACCAGCCUGCGCUUGCGGCGGCCAAGCCAAACGACACGAUGAACGGCAACGACAUCAAAAAAGCAGCAAUUAACAAGGCCAAGCAAGUUGCGCAGGCGGCGAACGGGAACGGCAACAAGAAGCGCAAAGCCAAUCUGAAGCCUAUAAUUACCACCGAAGGCCAGUCCGCCUCGGACAGUUCCUUCAUCUACAAUGUCCAGCAAUCCAACCCGCAAACCGCCGCCAACUCCAGCAUGUACGCGAACCAAAUGAGCCAUUCGCCUUCCAGUUCCUCGUCCUCGGUCGAUGAAGCCGACAACACCGCCGACGAGGAGGAUUCCGAAGACUAUUGCAAAGGCGGUUACCAUCCGGUGCAGGUCGGUGAGGAAUACAAGGACGGGAAAUACACAGUAGUGCGCAAGCUGGGCUGGGGUCAUUUCUCAACCGUCUGGCUGUCCCGGGACAACAACACCGGCAAACAUGUCGCUCUCAAGGUGGUUCGCUCCGCCGCACACUACACAGAGACGGCCCUCGACGAAAUCAAACUGCUCAAGAAGGUCGUCGAUGCCAACAAAGACCACCCGGGCCGCGCACACGUCGUCAGUCUCCUCGACUCCUUCAACCACAAAGGACCCAAUGGCGUCCACGUCUGCAUGGUGUUUGAAGUCUUGGGAGAAAAUCUGUUGGGAUUGAUUAAGCGUUGGAACCAUCGCGGCAUACCCACACCUCUCGUCAAGCAAAUCACGAAGCAAGUCUUGCUGGGUCUCGACUACCUUCACCGCGAAUGCGGCAUUAUUCACACCGAUCUGAAGCCCGAAAAUGUCCUCAUCGAGAUUGGGGACGUGGAACAGAUUGUCAAGGCAUACGUCAAGGACGACACAAAGAAGGAAGGCGAGCGGCCCAGCGGUCGAAGGAGACGAAGGACUUUGAUCACCGGAAGUCAACCGCUCCCCAGCCCGCUCAAUGCCAGCUUCAACCACUCCGACAUUGGUUUCUUCCCCGGCAACGCACAAAGCCUCAACAAGGUUGUCAACGACGCCAAAGGCACUUCCUCGCCAUCAACCACCCUAUCCAUGACCGAACGACUGGGAAUCAAGCAAGGCGCUACCGAAGAAGAAGUGCAGAAGACGCGGGAAAAGACUGCUGAUCUAUUGACCAAAGAAGUUUCGGGGAUCAGUCUGGACAAGUCAAAUAAUGCUUCGACCACAUCCGUGACGACAGGCGAGAAGACAACAGAAGAUGUCGCAUUCGAAAAGAUUUCGGUCAAGAUAGCCGAUCUUGGAAACGCCUGCUGGGUUUCGCACCACUUCACCAAUGACAUUCAAACUCGACAGUACAGAUCCCCCGAAGUGAUCCUUGGGGGUAAAUGGGGUGCGAGUACAGAUGUUUGGAGCAUGGCUGCAAUGGUAUUUGAAUUGAUAACAGGCGACUACCUGUUUGACCCUCAAUCCGGCACCAAGUACGGUAAGGACGACGAUCACAUUGCACAAAUCAUCGAACUCCUGGGCGCAUUCCCCAAAUCACUCUGCAUGGCAGGCAAAUGGUCGCAAGAGAUCUUCAACCGCAAAGGCGAGCUACGCAACAUCCACCGGUUACGCCACUGGGCACUGCCCGACGUCCUGCACGAAAAGUACCACUUCAGCGCGGAGGAAAGCAAGCGAAUCGCCGAUUUCCUGCUGCCGAUGCUGCAACUCUUACCCGUGGACCGCGCCAAUGCGGGCGGUAUGACGGGGCAUGAGUUCCUCAAAGAUACCAAGGGCAUGGAGAACGUUUCGCUGGGAAUUCCAGUGGGAACGAAAGGCGAUAGUAUCGAGGGGUGGUCAACAGAAGUGAAGAAGACGCGAUAG
This is a messenger RNA of Periconia digitata, 2906 nucleotides long. The record is from the annotation of a GenBank genome assembly. Lineage: Eukaryota; Fungi; Ascomycota; Dothideomycetes; Pleosporales; Periconiaceae.